CAUGCGACCUCGCGAGAUUUCAAGUGAGUUUACUUGAGUAAAUGCCACGUCCUAACAAUAGCAUCAACGCAGACAAAGUAUUUGCGGUUUAUCAAACCUUUUGCACGCAGGACAGUGAGGUACCCAGCGGUCCAGCAGGCAUUGAUAUCUGACACAAUCCGGGGAUAAUAUGGGUUGUGUACGUCUGCUGGCACUGACACUGGCAGCAUCUGCAGUCCUCCUCCUAGUCUCCCAUUCAACCACUGCUCAUAGCCAUUCCCAUGGGGACCAUGGGCACGCCCACUCCCAUGGCCACUCCCACGGAGAAGACGACCACCAAGAAGAAGUGAAGAUGUUCCACGGAGCGAGCAAAUGGAGCGCCGAGGCCAACAUCCCUCUGCAAGAAGAGGAGCACCACGAUCACGGACACGAUCACGGACACGAUCACGGACACGAUCACGGACACGAUCACGGACACGAUCACGGACACGCUCACGGACACGCUCACGGACACGCUCACGGACACGCUCACGCUCACGGACACGCUCACGGAGAUCAGGAGGAUGUUUUUCGGGUUCACAAGGAGGAGAGUGGACAUGUGCAUUCACACGGCGGGGAGAGGGGGAAGAGGGAAGCAGAAGAAGAGAAGAGGGACACGGUGGAGCUCUGGACACAGGCUAUCGGAGCGACCCUGCUGAUCAGUGCGGCUCCUUUCCUCAUCCUGUUUCUGAUCCCAGUUCAGUCCAACAGCGACCAGCACCAGAACCUGCUCAAGGUGCUGCUCAGCUUCGCCUCUGGCGGACUGCUGGGUGACGCCUUCCUCCACCUCAUACCACACGCUUUGGAGCCCCACUCCCACCAUGGAGAAGAAGAUCAUGGACACUCGCACGCAAGUGAAGAGUCGCAUGACCACGGCCACUCCCACGGAGCUGCCCACGGUCACACGAUGUCAGUGGGUCUGUGGGUUCUCGGUGGGAUCAUCGCCUUCCUGGUUGUGGAGAAGUUUGUGCGGGCACUGAAGGGUGGCCACUCCCACAGUCACUCGCGUGAUGCUCCCAAGGAAAAGGACAGUGAUGGAGAAGAAGAAAAGGAAAAAAAGAAACAGGGGAAAGAAAGCAAAGGGAAGACGGUGCUGAAGAAAGAGGAGACGAAGAGCACAGACAUCAAGGUGUCAGGUUACCUGAACCUGGCAGCUGACUUCACACAUAAUUUUACCGACGGCCUGGCAAUCGGAGCGUCAUUCCUGGUUAGUCCUGCAGUUGGCGCCGUCACCACCCUCACCAUCCUGCUGCACGAGGUCCCACAUGAGAUCGGAGACUUUGCCAUCCUCGUCCAAUCUGGCUGCACCAAAAGAAAGGCCAUGUGUCUACAGCUGCUGACAGCUCUGGGAGCUCUGGCCGGCACAGCUUGCUCCCUAUUGGCUGAGGGAGUGGGCGCUGCGGCGACCGCCUGGAUCCUGCCGUUCACAGCCGGCGGGUUCGUUUACAUCGCCACAGUGACCGUGCUCCCAGAACUUCUGGCAGGCCGCUCCAGUUUUGGCCAGUCUCUAAUGGAGAUUCUGGCCCUGCUGUUCGGAGUCGGCAUGAUGGUGCUGAUCGCCGAGUACGAGUGAGACGCAGCAGAGUGGACGGGAGCAGAGAGACGGAGAGGGAAAAGGGUCAAAAACGGUUGAAAAAUAAAAUGCUGGUUUUAAGUAGAGUUCAAGUGGAUUAUAAUUUGUCAGGGGUGUGUUUUUCUUUUUUUUUUUAUUAAUUCAGUUUUGGGAUGACCACCACCGUCUGAUGGCGAAUGGAUGAUUUUUUUUGUCCGUUUUUUUUUUAGCAGUUCACAUCUCGAUUUGUGGUAAUGUUUCUUUUUCGGCUUGUUAAAGUCUGUUCAGCGGGAGACACACAGAGCUGGAAAGAAAGGACCUGAUGGAAAUGUUUGAGGACUGCUGUGUGGUUCAUUAAGGGCCUCCAUCAGGACAGGAAGUGAAAUCUUUUUGUCCGCCGGUCCCCGAUUCACUCACCGCUUUCGCCACACGCAUCGUUCCGCUCCACUUUCACUGCAGCAUAAACUGGCGGCAGGUUUCCUCCAAAAGUGGCUUGAAGUAGAUUCAUCUUCCAGCCAUAACACCAAAUGUUCAAUCCUUUUGCAAAUGGUUCAAAUCCACAUUUCCGAGUUGGGUCAGUGAAAGAGAAAGCAAUGAUCGGGCUCCGUUGUUCUCACUACAGUGACCUGCUCAGUUACAUGUGUCUGAUGUCUGUUUCAUUUGGAGAUUCUGAAUGUUAAUAUUUUUACAUUCCACAAAAUAAAAGUAAAUGUUGUGGCUUCUACAGAUGUACUCUCAAAUCAUUAAAAUCUUUAUGAAAAGAAAA
This is a messenger RNA of Cottoperca gobio, 2336 nucleotides long. RefSeq names its product zinc transporter Slc39a7. Lineage: Eukaryota; Metazoa; Chordata; Actinopteri; Perciformes; Bovichtidae. The record is from RefSeq and is a predicted model, not a curated record. Gene Ontology annotation, biological process: zinc ion transmembrane transport; intracellular zinc ion homeostasis. Gene Ontology annotation, molecular function: zinc ion transmembrane transporter activity. Gene Ontology annotation, cellular component: membrane.